Phaeodactylum tricornutum CCAP 1055/1 is the source of this 2469-nucleotide messenger RNA. RefSeq lists its product with no specific name. The transcript is spliced from 3 exons. The record is from RefSeq and is a predicted model, not a curated record. NCBI's taxonomy places the organism in Eukaryota, Bacillariophyta, Bacillariophyceae, Surirellales, Neidiaceae. Gene Ontology annotation, molecular function: metalloendopeptidase activity. Gene Ontology annotation, biological process: protein processing. Gene Ontology annotation, cellular component: plasma membrane. Bases 115 to 2349 code for a protein of 744 amino acids.
GUUUCACAGCCAACAACAACUUUGUCCUGUCGUUUUGACUUUGACUACGAAAAUCGUUUGCAUCAUCGUUUGUGUAUUUUCUGCGGUCAUAAACACCAUCUUAUUUUCCUCCAAAUGUUUAGUGAGGGCAUCCAGGCCGCCGAAGGUAACAACACUACGAUAUGUCCUUGUUGCGACAACCCUUGGGCGCGUGCAACUGGCGAUUUGUUCGCCAAACUCUGUGGUGACUGUGAGAAAACAUCGGGAUUAGCUAGUGCCAACCCCCAGUUUGGCUUGAGCCGUGAUAAUAUUGAUGAAUCGAUCGAUAAGAAAAUGAAUUUUUAUUUAUGGGCAAAUGGAUCUUGGAUGAAGAACAACCCCAUUCCAGCCGGAUAUCCCUCUUGGAAUACCUUCCUCUCUUUGCACGUGAAAUCGCAAGAGCAAUGCAAAGCUAUUUUGGAAACUUUGACCAGCAAGACAGAUACCACGGAAGAAGAACGCAAGGUUGCUGCCUUUUAUGCUGCUGCCAUGAAUGAAAAUGCUAUCGAACAAGCCGGAAUGAAGCCGUUGGCCCCGUUGUUUGAUCUCAUUAAAACCAUCGUUACGGCCUAUACGGAAAAGAGAAUGGAGGAAUACGCAAAGUUGUUGGGAAACUUAGCUUCAAAGUACGGUGUCUACGCCUUUUUCAGCACGGGUGCGAGUCCCGAUUAUAAAAACUCGGACCAUUCCCUGCUGCAAGUCUCGCAAGGUGGCUUGGGAUUGCCCGAUCGCGACUACUAUUUGGACGACGAUAAGGAGGAGAAGCGCCAUUUCUACAUCUCUCACAUAGCAAAAAUGCUUACGCUUUUAAACGAUCCUGAUGCCGCAGAAUCCACCGAGACUGCCACAGGUCUAGCCAAGAAAGUCUUUGCCGUAGAGACUUUGCUGGCAGGAUCACACAUGACAAAGACGGAAAAUCGCGAUCCGGUCGCUGUUUAUAAUAUGAUGCCCAUGUCUGGACUUGAUAAUCUUGGAAAGGAGGUUUUUUCGUUCGCAUCCUACUUUAUUGGGUCGACGGGGAAAUCCACCGAGUCGCUAGGUAACUUGAACGUACGCAACAUGAGCGCUGUGAAAAAGGUUGCUGAUGUAGCAUCGACGAUCGAUCCCGAAACAUUGCUUGCCUACUUACAGUGGCAUGCGUUGCAUGCAUACGCACCGUUCCUUUCGAAAGUGUUUGUCCAAGAGAACUUUGACUUUUGCGAGACUCAACUUUCGGGCACAAAGGAAAUGAAACCUCGUUGGAAAAGGGCAAUGGCUUUUACAGAGUCGGCGUUGGGUGAAGCAGUGGGAAAGCUGUAUUGUAAGGAACACUUUGACGAGUCGUGCAAGGAGAGGGCAAUGAAAAUUGUUGAAUUAGUGCGUGCUGCUCUAGAAGAACGGCUGCAGGAAGUUGAUUGGAUUCAGUCCGAGUCUACACGCAGUGAAGCCUUAAAGAAAAUGUCACGAUUCCGCAUCAAAAUUGGUUACCCAAACAAAUGGCUGGACUAUUCUAAACUUGUAUUUUCGGAGAAAGAUUCGUUUUUGGAUAUGGUUGCCAAAGCAAAAGGCUUUGCUCAUUCUGAGCAAGUCAUAGAGAUGAAUGCACCUACUGACCGCGAAAAAUGGGUGAGUGCGCACCGAAUGAAAACAGUUUUCCGAGUCAAUGUUGACAUUGCUUUUGGCGAGCUGUCCUUAUCAAGUGUCUUUCCCCCCUUGCAGUUCAUGACGCCUCAAACGGUCAAUGCUUACUACCACCCAAGUUUAAACGAAAUCGUAUUUCCAGCGGCAAUCCUGCAGCACCCAUUCUUCGACAUGGAUGCUGAUGACGCCAUCAACUUUGGGGCUAUGGGAGCUGUGGUUGGCCACGAAAUGACGCAUGGGUUCGAUGACAAGGGGCGCAAGUUCAACUUCGCUGGGGUCCUGCACGAUUGGUGGACAGAGAAUGACGCUGAAGAGUAUGAGAAGCGCGUCGAAGUCAUGGUGGAACAAGCCAACAACUUUGAAGUAUACGGUAAGAAUGUGCAAGGAAAGCUCACAAGCGGUGAAAAUAUUGCCGAUCUCGGAGGGCUGCGUCUUGCGUACCGGGCUUUAAAAUCCACAGACUCUUUCGACGAUACCAAGUUAAUCGACGGUUUCACGCAAACUCAACGAUUCUUCAUGUCCUGGGCUCAGUGCUGGCGUCAAAAUAUUGAGAAAGAGCGUUCGCUGCAGCUUUUGACGCUCGAUCCACACGGUCCAAACGAGAUGCGCUGCAACUGUCCUUUGUCGAACCUUCCAGAAUUCCACAAUGCGUUUGACAUUUCCUCUGGACCAAUGUUCAAGUCUUCGGGGACCCGAGUGGACAUUUGGUGAUUAAGCUUGGAAAGCGCUGCUUCUCUAUAUAUGUGCUUUUUAAUGACAGACAGUGUCAAGACUAGCAGAAGUACAUAAACUGAGGGGGAGGGGUCUCGAGAGUAGUACUUAUGUUCCUGG